GACCUCAACUUCCACAACUCCCUUUACACGCCUCUUCCCCAGGGAAUACAAGUCACGUCUAAAUUUUAUUUCAUUUGAUAAAAAAAAGUCAUUAUAAAUUGUAUGGAAUCCCUUAAACUUUUAUAUUAUAUUCCAGUUAUUUUGCCUACGUGUACUAGGAUGCUCUGAGAAAUUUCCGUGUCAUGAUUAAUACUAACAAAUCGGGAACAUAAGCGCGUGUCGGUCGAGCACAUGUUCUCCUGUUGCACGGAUAAAUUAGAUUAUAUUUCGUAUUCUCUCGGCACUCUCCGCUUCCAAAUGGCUUUAUCCAGAAGAAAGGAAAUACCACGCUGUCAGUCAUCCAAGGUUACUCGGGAAUCACCGUGUUCAACAGCGUGUCAAACCCAGUUUAAAAGUUUCCAAAGUUUCCCACAGCGCUUGACGUGGAUCCAGAGUGUAGGAAUAACGGAGAGAGGACAUCUAUUGAUAUUAAUCACCUCGGAAGAAGUUGUAUGUAGAAGAUGUGACAAUGCCGUCUGCUGAGCAAUCACUUGUGGAACGUCUGCUGAAGCAGUCGAUUCUGACCGUCUGCAAAGAGGCAGUGGCCUACAGCCAACAGCUAGAGAUUGAUGGAAUCAUCUGCAUCUCCCCAGAAAACCAGGACAAGCAAAUCGUUGUCAAAGUUCAUGAACUUUUCAAAAAGGCCUUUGAUGGUGAAGAAAAAAUUCGGAUUGACGAUCAAGAUGAUAGCCAGAUUGUGGGGAAUUCAGAAUCAUCCCUGUACAGAAAAUCCUGCAAUGGAGAUCAAUUUAAAAAAGAGUUUGCAGAAAAUUCAAAUGACAUUUUAGGUGAGGAUUCCAACAAGACAUUCAGCAAAUUCAGUGAUGUGAUAAGUGAGAGGAACAGUACGUAUGAGGAGAAUGAAGACUCGGAGAGUUGCCAUAGCGAUGACACCAGCAUGGAGACGGAGGGAAUUGGAGCCGAGAAUGACGAGGAAUCUUCAAUGUCUGCCUCAGUCAUCAAAAAGCCAAUGAUGAGUAGAAUCAUAGCUCCAAAGCUCUCCAAUCAGAGAGGUAAAACAUCACGCCAAAAAACACAAACAAAUUCCAAGAAAAAUAAUUCAGUAAAGAAUGAAGAAGAUGAUGUGCCUGGGUAUAUUUACAACAGUGAAGCUCCAAAAGCCGACAUAAAGCCAGUUAAAGAUGUAGAGUGCAAGCGCUGCUACCAGGUGCUUCCAGACGGACCAUCAUUUGAGAAUCACAACCUGAAUCAACACAAUGUCUACACUUGCCUGGUCUGUUACAACACUUUCACUUGUCGCAAUAACAUGAAACGCCACAUGAGGCUACACACUGGAUAUAAACCAUACCAGUGUACUCUGUGUUCUGAGAGCUUCACCCGAAAAGACGACAUUAAAAGACACCUCAUCAAACACAACUACAACAAGCCAUUCAGGUGCAACCUGUGUAACAAAGGCUACAUGGAUCGAAAAACAAUCAAAAACCACAUGAAGAAAGAGCAUGCCACAAAACUGCUACACUGCUGCCCCACUUGUGGUGAGAGCUUCAAUGAUGUCAUCAAAUUUCAGAAACAUAAGAAGAGUCACCCAGAACUAAUGAUAUACCAGUGCUCAAUCUGUAACUUCUCAGGAUCAAAUCCCCUCAUGUAUAACAAGCACAUGCUGGUACACGGGCAAGAGAAGACUUUCAAUUGUGUUCCCUGUGGGUCUGAGUUUUCUGACCCCUUCAAGUACACUAGUCAUCUGAAAAAGCAUCGCUCAGAUGAAGAUUUCGAUUCUUAUCAGUGCUGCUUUUGUUCUCAUAUGCUUUCAACAUACGACCAACUCAUUAAGCAUGAGCACACUCACGUUCAGAGCAAGAGACACACAUGCACUGUGUGUAUGAAGCAAUUCCGUUAUCCUUCCAAUCUGCGUGAACACAUGCUAAUCCAUUCUGACAUGAGUCAUAAGAUCCGAAUCCACAUUAAAAAGGAGGUCAUUCCCUCCACACUUAACAACGAAGAAGAGGAUCUGUCCAACUCUGAAGGAAAAACUGUACCUGUCACAAUAAAACCUGAACCUGAGAUAAAUGACAAUGAAAAGGAACAAAUCUCGAGUCAGUACUGGUGUACCGAGUGUCAGACAGGCUUCGAGUCUGAGAAUGAUCUCACUGACCACAUCUCAGUUGCACACGAUGAAUCGGUCAGCAAAUCAGAGACCAGUGGACUGGAUAACUCGACUGGUGAAGAAGCUGUGAAAUACGACGACUCAUUAAAUCACCUAGAGGACAUGGAAAAUUCAAGUAGUGACAAUGAAGAAGAAAACUUUAAGAGGCCAAGAAAAACUGGAAAAAAGACUUUUAACAAGGACCCUAAUGCUACCUUUAGUCUUUUACCUGCACAUCUUAAAAACCUUUCUGAGACAAAGAGCAACAAAGCAUGCUCAGACGAAGAAGAAAUAGAGUCUGAGUGCUCUAAUCAGUCUGAGCUCACAAGUGGUGGUAAUCCUAAGAGCAUAUCCCCAAGUUUUUCGGAUACCGCGAGUCCAGCGUCCAGCAUGCCAGUGUUUCCUCAGAAUGAGCAGGACAAUCACGUCAUAAUGCCGGCCUCCUCUCCGUCACCCAUUCCUGUCUCCGUGGCCUCCAACAACUUCAGCACCGUCACCCGCUCACCGGGAUUCGAGCGCGUCAUAACUCCCGAAAUCCUCUUCAAAAUGAAGGAGCCAUUCAAGUGUGACAUUUGUCGUGGAACGUUUGAUAACUUUGAGGCCUUUGAUAAACACUGCAAUUCUAUCCAUCGGAGAUACAUUUGUGACUUUUGUGGCAAGCAAUUCACGUCAAAGCCAAAUCGAGAUCGCCAUGUGCGCUACCAUACUGGAGAAAAACCUUACAAGUGCGAGCUCUGUGGUCAAUCAUUUUUCCGUGGGGAUGACUUGAAGUAUCAUAGAACAACUCGCCAUUCUGAUUUCUUUACCUUCAACUGCAGCAAAUGCAGAAUGACAUUUGCAUGGGCAAAAGAUUUAGAAAAACACUUGUUGAAGUGUCAUCGUUGAAUUUUAACAUUUGUAUUAAUUUUUUUUAAUUUUUAAAUCAGAAUACAUUAACUUUUUAUUCUAUUGUGCUGAACAGACCAGUUUGAAAUGAAAUUUGGCAUGUUAUGACUACCCUUUCCUUUUAUCCUCCUUUGGAGAAGCUUAAUAUAUUAAACAUUCUAAAAUAAUGCCUAUGCAUGAAUGCAAAAUUUAGGACAGGUGAUAAUUUCUGAAAGUUAUUCUAUUUAAUUUAGAUUUCAAAAAUUGUUUUUGGUUUUUAUAUAGGAACUAUAAAUAACAAAUUGAAAUAUGAGGCUGUGGAAGUAAGAUUAAUCCAAAAAUCUAUGCAACCAGGUAAUUCAUUGUCAGACAGGUAAAUAAUUCCACUUUUAGAGGUAAACUGGAAGUACAGGUAUCUGUGAAUGAAUACUGAAGGUUGCUUGUGUUUUAUACUUUGUGUUUCUAUGCAGUUCUGUCCUUGAAUAUUGUAUGCACUGAAGAUCCUUAGCAGGAAGAAGUAGACAUGCCUGUCGAGAAAAUAAAAUGCAAAACAGAAAUUUAUAGGUGAAUUCCAGUAGAAAAAUCCCUGGGAAAUAAAGCUAGUUUCAGAUCCUUUUUACCUGACCAAGCACAAUUUUUUAUUGUGAAGUCACACUACAAUAAACUGCACCUUUGCAUGGGAUUUAAAUCCUGACCCAACAUUGACAUUCGGAAUUUCCAGUGUUUUUUUUAUGAGAUAAAAUGAUCGGUCCUCCUGGUAUUUAGAACGUGGGUUUGAAUAUUCUGCGAAUUUAAAUCAUGUUUGUUGAAAAAGAGGGCAUAUAUGCACUAGAAAAAUAUGAAUGUAAUAAACAGUUCAGUGAAUGAAUUCUUUUUUGCAUUUAUCCCAUUUUGUUUUAUGUAUAACCAGAAUUUUAAUUUUUUUUUAUUUCUGAACAUGUUGCAUAAUCUUGAUUGUAACAGAAUGUAUUCCAGGUUCAUUAUGAAAGUGCCUUACAAAUGGAUAUUCUUAUUUCAUGUAUACAAAUAAAGGAAUAAAAUGUUAUU
Molecule: messenger RNA, 4054 nt
Organism: Saccostrea cuccullata (small rock oyster)
Lineage: Eukaryota; Metazoa; Mollusca; Bivalvia; Ostreida; Ostreidae
Product: zinc finger protein 184-like
Exons: 2
Coding region: 509-3028 (839 amino acids)
Source: RefSeq, a predicted model, not a curated record